Messenger RNA from Lolium perenne, 748 nucleotides. RefSeq names its product thiosulfate sulfurtransferase 16, chloroplastic. Lineage: Eukaryota; Viridiplantae; Streptophyta; Magnoliopsida; Poales; Poaceae. Gene Ontology annotation, molecular function: catalytic activity. The record is from RefSeq and is a predicted model, not a curated record.
CCACCUCUCUCUCCCUCACCCUCUCCCUCCACAGCCCCCGGAGCCGAACACACCACCCAGCCAGACCCUCUCCACAUCUCCAUGGGCGCCCUGAGAAUUCCCAGCACCACCGGCGGCGAGAAGGCCAAGAAUUUGGUAGAGAGCGUGGACACGGAGGCGGCGUGCGCGCUGCUGGCCUCGGGCCAGUACGGCUACAUCGACGUGCGGAUGUGGGAGGACUUCGACGCGGGCCACGUCGCCGGCGCGCGCAACGUGCCCUACUACCUCUCCGUCGCACCUCGCGGCAGGCCGGAACGGAACCCGCACUUCGUGGAGCAGGUCGCCGCGCUCCACGGCAAGGGGGACCGCCUCCUCGUCGGCUGCCGGCAGGGAGUCCGCUCCAGCCUCGCCGCCGCCGACCUCAUGAACGCCGGGUUCAAGAACGUGAAGAACCUGCAAGGUGGCUACCUCUCUCUGCUCAAAAGUGCGAAUCCGCAGCCAACAGCUUAUUACAAUCAGUAACAUUGUAACAACCAGACAUCAGGAGUAAGUACGUCAUGUUAGGCAGAUCCAUCGUCAGCCUCAACAGGAGGAACGGGAAAUUCGAAGAAAAGAAACGAAGAGUAACCGUUCUGAGUUCAAGUAUUGAUUUAUCUUUGAGAAUAUAUAUGUCUUGCGAUAAAAAAUUGUAUGCGAGUACAGCUGAUUUGUUACCAGUUUGGUUGAGUGAUUCUAAAAGAAAAGAGAGAAAUAUAGCAUUUUGGUUGAA